UCCUGCAGUGUCCGUGGUUUUUUUGCUGAUAGUGUGAAAAACCGACUCCGUUGCAAUGGAAAGUCGGAUUUAGGAGAAUACUUCAGUUUGGAAAGCAUAGGACAUUUUACAAUCCCACUCAAGUUAAUCAAGGACACGGAAUUCAACGUCUCUUGGCUUGGUAGCUACAUUUAUAUUUUCGGAUGGGAUGAGGACACUUCUGCGCAAGGGACUCAUUUAUGCAGUGGCUAGCAUCUCUGGCUAGCUAAUGUGCAAAUGCUAACUAUAAAAACAAUCAGCUAGCUACAAGAAACGACUUGCAAGAGCGUCAGCGGAUAAGUUGACUUGUUUAGCAUAUAAAAAUGCAUCGACAACUUAUUGUGAUUAGUGUAUUUUACUAAAUCGAAUCACUUAAAAUGGAUAAAUGUAUGGCUUGCAAGCUAGCUAGCUAGCCAAUCUAGCUAGCUGAUUCGCUAACUAGCUAGCUAUGGAUUGUUGCUGUUGUGUUAGCUGACACGCUAACGUUAGUUAUGCAAUUAGAUCAACAUAACAAUUGUCUUUGGAAAUGUGUUGACACGUAUUUAAUUGUAGUCAAUGCUAGACCCCUAGCAUGGGAAAUAUAUCCCAGCAAGCUAGUUUAUGGGUGGAGAUGUAACUUGACAUCCUAAUCCCAGUUGAGAUGUAGCACGAGACAGCUGAAAGUAAUUCUAGUUAGCUAGCUAACUCAGCUCGUUCCGCACAGGAAAGAUUGUAUUUUGACAUUGAUUGCAUGACGGGGUGCCCAACAAGCCAGACAAUCAUGUCUAGUAAAGCCACGACUAAAGAGAAGAAAUCUGGUAGCUUCAGCAAGAAACUCUUCAGACGAGGCUCUGUGCGCUCUGUGGGUAGUUUUAUGGGCAGAGUCCUCAGGACCCUGUCAACCUUGUCCCAUUUUGGAUCAGAUGGGCAUGCUAUUGAAGGUGACAAAGACGAUGGGGGUUUCACAUUAUUCAAAACUGGAGGCAAAGAUUCAACAGCUUUGGAUGAUAGUGACUGUUUCCUCGGAGAGAAGGUCCCUGGAGUGUCUGGUCUCAAAAACCAUGGUAACACUUGUUUCAUGAAUGCCAUCCUCCAGUGCCUGAGUAACACUGAACUCUUUGCUGAGUAUUUGGCACUGGAACAAUACCGGGGAGUCGAGGAAACGGACGAGGAGAAGGAGAAACCGAAGACAAACGGUGUGCAUUUGGGGAGGAAGGGCCCUCAGGACAGAGGCGAGGUGACGGAGCAGCUGUCUGGACUGGUCCGGGCCCUGUGGACAUUUGAAUACACCCCACAGCACAGCAGGGAGUUCAAAAAUGCUGUCUCAAAGAGCGCUUUGCAGUAUAGAGGCAAUGCUCAGCAUGAUGCCCAGGAGUUUCUGCUCUGGCUUCUGGACAGGGUACAUGAGGACCUCAACAACCAUCCCAACAACAGGCCUUCCAUUAAGCCACCAGUGGAAGAGGAUGAUGGGGAUCUAGAGGGGCCUUCUCUUCCGCUCUCUACCGGUUCAUUUGUGCAAGAGCUAUUUCAGGCCCAGUACAGGUCGUCGCUCACCUGCCCGCAUUGCCAAAAACAGAGCAACACCUUUGAUCCUUUCCUCUGCAUCUCCCUGCCCAUCCCCUUACCUCACACAAGGCCUCUGUAUGUGACAGUGGUCUACCAGGGGAAGUACUCUCACUGUAUGAGGAUCGGAGUGGCCGUGCCCCUGAACAGCACCGUGUCCAGACUCCGAGAUGCUGUGUCACGUGAGACCAAGAUCCCCCUGGACCAGUUUGUUUUGACGGAGAUGUACUACGACGGUUUCCAUCGCUCCUUCUGUGAUGAUGACGACGAUCUCGAUAUCAUUCAGGAGAGCGACUCCAUCUUUGCCUUUGAGACGCCUGAGACCUUCAGGCUAGAGAACAUUCGAACCAAGAGAGGGAGUCUCCUUGCCAACCUGAACCAGAACAACUUAAAGUUUGGGAGUGAGAUGAGCAGGACUUCAUCUUUCAUGCAAGGAGCUGUGAAUCCUGCCACUGCAACGCCCAAUAAGAACAUGGGGGCCGACAAGAUGGUCCUGCUGAUCUGUAACCGAGCCUGCACCGGCCAGCAAGGGAGGAGGUUUGGUCUUCCAUUUGUACUGUACAUGGAUCGCACUGUGACCUGGGAUAUCCUGCAGAAGGAGAUCCUGGAGAAGAUGCAUCACCUGCUCAGGCCAGGAGUUUACAUUCAGGUGGGGCCCUUUAGCCUGCGAGUGGUUGGUGUGGUUGGCAUCACGUACCUCCUGCCCCAAGAGGAGCAGCCUCUCUGUCACCCAACAGUGGAAAGAGCGUACAAGUCCUGUGGACAGGGGGGACCGCCGCACGUCAAGAUAGUGGUGGAGUGGGACAAAGAGACCAAGGAUUAUCUGUUUGGGCUCACUGAGGAAGAGUACAUCCCUGAUGCUGAGAGUGUGUAUCUGCACAGAGAGCAUCACCAUCAGCCCCAGGCCUGCACCCUCGCUCAGUGCCUCCAGCUCUACACCAAAGAGGAGCAGCUGGCCCCGGAUGAUGCCUGGCGCUGCCCCCACUGCAAGCAGCUGCAGCAGGGCCGCAUCAAGCUCAGCCUGUGGACCCUGCCUGACGUCCUCAUACUGCACCUCAAGAGGUUCAGACAGGAGGCUGACAGGAGGGUGAAGAUGCAGAACAUGGUGCGGUUCCCUCUGCUAGGCAUGGACAUGGCUCCUCACAUGGUGAAGAGGUCCCAGAGCAGCUGGAGCCUGCCCUCCCACUGGUCACCAUGGAGACGACCGUACGGCCUGGGGCGUAACCCUGACGACUACCUGUACGACCUGUACGCCGUCUGCAAUCACCACGGAAACAUGCAUGGAGGCCACUACACAGCUUACUGUAAGAACUCUGUUGACGGCCAGUGGUACUGCUUUGACGACAGUGAGGUCCAGCCCAUCGCUGAUGAUGAUGUGUGUCAGCAGACGGCCUACAUCUUGUUCUACCAGAGGAGGAACACCAUCCCCUCCUGGUCCGCCAACAGCUCCGUAGCAGGCUCCACCAGCUCAUCUCUGUGUGACCACUGGGUGAAUCGUCUCCAAGGCAGCAGGCCGGCCAGCCUGGCUUCCGGGGCCUCCUCCAGACGCACCUCUCUGGCUUCCCUGGGCGAGUCGGUGGAGUUCACCACAGGGGACCACUGCGAAGAUGACGGUGGUUUUUCGACCCGUCCCUUUGUUCGGAGCAUCCAGCGUCAGAGCUCGUCUUCCAGGUCAUCCAUCGCCAGUCCUCUAGCCUUCAGUGAGAACGGCAUGAAGCCCUCCUGGUCCCUCUCUGCCAAGCUCCAGAUGAGGUCCAACUCCCCCUCACGCUUCUCCCUGGACUCACGCUCCUCUCCCCCCUUGGAGAGGAUAGGAGAGAGGGGAGAGGCGUGUGAUGACAAGGUAUCCACGUCUUGCUUCGGUAGCUACAGCAGGCACGAGUGCUACCCUGGCGGCAGGGCCUCCUUGGCCAUGAUGGAGGGGAACAGCACCGAUCAGGACCAUGACAGGAGGAUCCUAGACGAGGUCUACUGCAGGGCACCCACGCCAGCCGAUAAGAAGAGCUCCAAGAGUGACCCGACUGACAACAACAACCAGAUAACAGCCCUGGACCAAAAUGCACAAGCCACCCCGUCGAAGGAGCAGAAACGCAAGAGCAGCACCGCCGGAUCUGCCCCGAAGUUAGAGAGCGUCGGGUCCAAAAAGAGUUCCAUCAAGUCUGAGCCAGAGAAAAGCUCCAAGAAGCGCCAGUGUUCGUCCUCCAACCCCAAAUCCUCUACAUCCCAAAUGUCUUCCAGCCCUGUGGUGAAGGGCCCCAAGGUGACCAACUCUAAAGACAAGACCACCAGCAGCGGCAGCGCUACGCCCACCAGGACCCCAUCCAAAAAGAAAGAGUCUUUGUCUUCCAAGGGUCCCGACUCGGCAGCUGGAACCCCUCAGCGCAAGCAGCGCAUCUCCACGCCGCAGUCCUCCGCCUCCCCCUCCCCCACCGUAAAGAAGAGUUCCUCUGGCCUUGAGAAGACCUCCUCUGGUCGGAAGAAGCUGCUGGAGAGGAGCUGCAGUCGGGACUCGGGGUUGGUAAGCCCUCUGGUUGAUAGACCACGCUGGGGCAGCAACGCUGCAGCCCGGACCCCCAGCAAGACCGCUGUGGAGGGGGUCCGUCCAGAGAGGAGGUUUUUGCGGAGUUCCAUCAGCAGCUCCUCUGUCACCAGCCUGCGCUCCCCCAGCGUCUCCUCCAGGGACCCUAGGCGCAGCAGCAAGUCAGAGGACAAGGGUCUGUCGUUCUUCAAGAACGCCCUGCGCCAGAGAGAGUCUCGCCGGUCGGCCGAUCUGGGUAAGACCAGCAUCCUGGCCAAGAAGGCCUCUGAGAGGACAGCCAGGCUGAGCGGUCAGGAGUGGGAUGGGUCAGCCAAUGCCUCACUGCAGGCCUCCCCAGAGCAUCAUGUGAACGAGGUUGUCACUGAGGUAAAGGAGUCCUCCAAGCCCUCCACCCCAGUCAGACGCUCUCUGUUACCUGUUAUAGGCAAAUCCAAGUCUUCCACUUCUGAAUCCAGUCUUAAUUCUCCCCCCAAUGGGAAAAAGCCUCUUGAGAAGCAGGCAUCCUCCAGAAAGCUUUCUACCAGCAUGCAAUCUUCUGCACGCCCAACACAGAAGCCUCAAUGACAUUAUAUAUCGAUAGCAGUCUCAUUAUUUUAUGUAUGCAGCUAUUUUUUUUCCGUGUGCCUAAGAUAUAAAUAUAUAUAGAUUUAGAGAGUAUAUGUAUAUAUACUUGUAUUUUUCUUUUCAUAAGCAAGAUGUAAAUGAUCAAAAGCGCCUUUCUAUCCUGUCAUGGAACCAAAUCAUUGCCUUCGGCAAAGUAUGGUAUUAGUCUACUACUGUACACAAAACUGAAUAGGAAUGUUUUAAGAUAGCACUUUGUAAAUACAGUAUGGAAUAUUUUUCCCCAGGACAACGCUAUACAGUAACUUGGUUAACAAAAAAUCUAUUAGUCAUUUUUUAUGUAUUACUUUCACAUGGUUUAAAAAAAGUCACGUGAAACUAGAGUAACGGGUCUAGGACUUGAUAUUUAAGGUUGUAAAGGGACGCUAGUCUUAAGAUAUUUUGUGGAGUAGUCUAAAAUGUUACUCCAUUUCUACACCUGGUGCUGUUCAAAGGGCAAUACUGGCACUGUUUGAUAUAUUUAAAAUGCUGAGAUUCUGAAAUAUAAAAAACUAUCUAUGUCAGGGGUCGGCAACAGGCGUCCCGUGGCCCGAAACCGGCCCGCAAGUUAUAUAUAUAUAUUUUUUUGUGGGGGGGCUACCCAAAGGUUUUAGUAUAAACAAAUAUAUAUAUUUUGGGGGAUUUUAGUUUUUGGUCAAAGGCUGUAAAAUCACCAGGAAUUCA
Messenger RNA from Coregonus clupeaformis (lake whitefish), 5383 nucleotides. RefSeq names its product ubiquitin carboxyl-terminal hydrolase 31-like. The coding region runs from base 749 to 4663 and encodes 1304 amino acids. The record is from RefSeq and is a predicted model, not a curated record. Gene Ontology annotation, molecular function: cysteine-type deubiquitinase activity. Gene Ontology annotation, biological process: protein deubiquitination. The transcript has 16 exons. Lineage: Eukaryota; Metazoa; Chordata; Actinopteri; Salmoniformes; Salmonidae.